CUCGGUGUAUCUAGCUCGACGAUAAACCAACAAAAAUCCACAAAAACUAGUAAUCAAAAUUCAAAGUCGUAGAUCGUAGAUUCUCAGUCUGUUCGAUAGCGUCGAACACUCGCUAUCUUUUCCAGAAGAAUUCGAGAAUAAAUCAAUCAUGUUUCGAAAAACAUUGAUUCUGCUGGCUGCAGCACUCAUGUACUGCCAUCACUGUGCUAUCACCACAGCCCACGAGGAUGACGUGCACACAGUGCAGUACACCGAGGAGAAUUUCUCCACCGAAUUACCCAAGAAAAAUCACUUUAUCAUGUUCUAUGCACCCUGGUGCGAGCACUGCCGUAGACUCGGCCCCACCUGGGAAAUGCUCGCUGAAAUGCUGAACGAAGAGGAAGACAGUAGAGUUCGCAUUGCCAAGGUCGACUGCACAACAGACAGCUCAAUUUGCAGUGAACACGAUGUAACUGGAUAUCCAACUUUGAAGUUCUUCAAAACUGGGGAAAGCACUGGGACAAGAUUCAGGGGAACUAGGGACUUGCCAUCACUCAGUGCCUUCAUUAAUGAACAAUUAGGAAGUGUGCCGACAAACGAGUCAGAGGACAAGCCGCCAGUGCCUGAGCCAGUGAACGGUCUAGUGGAGCUCACAGGAGAAACCUUCAACAAGCACGUGUCAUCAGGCAGUCACUUUGUCAAAUUCUACGCCCCCUGGUGUGGCCACUGCCAGAAGCUGGCCUUCACGUGGGACAAGUUAGCCCAAUCCAACAGUCACGACGACCUCGUCAGCAUCUCCAAGGUGGACUGCACUCAGCACCGAUCAGUCUGCGAGCAGUUCGAUAUCAAGGGGUACCCCACCCUCCUAUGGAUCGAGGAUGGAAAGAAAGUCGACAAAUACUCUGGGGAGAGGAGCGAAGAGCAGCUGCAGGAGUACGUCAACAAGAUGUUGAAGAAGAGGUCUGUUGUAUCCGACGACAGUGAAGAACAGGCUGAAGACUCAGUGCAAUCUGUCUUCACUCUCACUGGGGAGUCCUUCAAGCACGGCAUCGAGAAGGGCGUCACCUUCAUCAAGUUCUUCGCUCCCUGGUGUGGCCACUGCAAACGUCUCGCCCCCACGUGGGAGAACCUGGGGAAGAAAUUCAUUGGACGAGGGGACGUUCGCAUUGUCAAAGUCGACUGCACUUUGGACACCAGCAAAAAGCUCUGUGACGAGCAGGAGGUCGACGGCUUCCCCACACUCUUCUUGUACAAGGACGGAGAGAAGAUCUCUGAAUACAGUGGGUCCAGGACUCUUGAUGAUCUUUAUGAGUUCGUUGAUAAGCACCUGAGGGCUCACGACGAGCUGUAAUUCCGGAGGGGAACUGUUAUUCAGGCCCCCAGGAUUUCUAAUCCUGGAUUAGUGGGAUUUGUCGAUUAAUUCCAAGGAACAGAGGAAUUUUUACUGAAAACAGUGAAAUUUUCAAUUUCGACGUUUUUUAAUUUUAGAUAUUUACGAAGAGUUGUUCGUAAUUUUGGAUUGAAUUCUUUUAAUUUGAGACUAGAGAAAGAUUGAGUUUAUUUAUCUCUGAAUUUUAAGGGAAGAGAAGAAUUUCUGCUGAAUAAGAUGAGACGUUUUCCAAACUGAUCUCAAUCUAGCUAUGAAAUUUAAUAAUUUCGAUUUGAUAAUUCUCACUGCGUUGUUUUCUAGAAUUUUUAUGAAGUAAUGGAUCCAUUACCCCUCGACCACACCCGGUGUAAUAAAACAAAUCGAGAGAAAGAUGAUUUCUCAGUUCCACUUAAUUAGUUAAGCAGUCUUCAUGUUUUAAAGUUUGUUUUCGCGUCAGAAUGAAUCAUAAUCUCCAGAGAACUGUGCUUCCGGAUUCUCGAGAGUCUUCAAGGUCACAAACGCAACGGGAACGGCGACUAAACCGUCUGCACAAUUGAUGAAUAAAUAUCUCGUUAUUAUUGUUUAUUUUUCCGGUCUUGAUUCCUCGACUUUUUUGAGUUCUACUAGAUAACGUGAUUAUGAUUCUAGUCGUAAUUAUCACAAAUACGAGUAUUCAUUCCCCAGUAGAUGGUAAACCCAUGAAUUUUGUAACGAGAAAUAUUAUAAACAUAAAAUACAGGUUGAAUGUUACUAUGAAGCAAUUGAAUCUUCGAAUAUACACGAAUAUCCGUAAAUAUUCUACAUUUUGUACUGUCUCUCAAUGAGAAUAUCAUCAGUUUCACAUGUAAUUAAAGAAAAUAAAUCGAUACGAAAUCAUGAA
Molecule: messenger RNA, 2228 nt
Organism: Diachasma alloeum
Lineage: Eukaryota; Metazoa; Arthropoda; Insecta; Hymenoptera; Braconidae
Gene: prtp
Product: thioredoxin domain-containing protein 5 homolog
Exons: 6
Coding region: 149-1330 (393 amino acids)
Biological process (GO): protein folding
Cellular component (GO): endoplasmic reticulum
Molecular function (GO): protein disulfide isomerase activity
Source: RefSeq, a predicted model, not a curated record